Molecule: messenger RNA, 1668 nt
Organism: Megalops cyprinoides (Indo-Pacific tarpon)
Lineage: Eukaryota; Metazoa; Chordata; Actinopteri; Elopiformes; Megalopidae
Product: synaptotagmin-5-like
Exons: 5
Coding region: 1-1668 (555 amino acids)
Biological process (GO): cellular response to calcium ion; vesicle fusion; calcium-ion regulated exocytosis
Cellular component (GO): synapse; axon
Molecular function (GO): calcium ion binding; SNARE binding; phosphatidylserine binding
Source: RefSeq, a predicted model, not a curated record
AUGGCUUACCAGGAUGAGGAGUACCCCGAGCAGCCACUGUGGCAGUCCGUGCUGGUCUUCUGCUGUAAGGGGAUGAUCGAGGGCAUCGUUGUCUUGCUCUUCGUCUGGCUGCUGGUGCAGGUCCUGUUCACCAAAGAUCUGGAAGUGCACCUGAUUUUCCUGCUGGGGGUAGGCCUGGCUGUCUUCUGCCUCAGCCUGGUCCUGGGCUGCGUCCUGUGCUGGUGCUGCAGGAGGGUCCCACAACCCCAAGACAAAGAGUCUGUGAUGUCAUUUCCUCUUGAGCCUGGGGAUCACGUGAGCCCCUCCCCCACAGCUGAGCCCCUCAGCUUGUCCCCCUCAGUUGAUGCCACGUCCAUCAAGCAGGAGUAUGAGGAGCUGGAUGGGGACACCCUGGAGCUCCCCUCCCCCUUCAGUUGCUCCACCCCCUCUGAGACUGACUCCGCCCACUUGCCUUUCAUCCCGCGCCCUCGCGCGGCCUCCGAGAUGAACGAGCACCCCAAGUCCUUCUUUCCACUGCGCCGCCUCGGCACCUCCACAGCUUCUUCCUCAAAGGUCAUGGUCCACAGUCGGUCUUCACUGCCCUCCCUCCCCAGGCUGGGCUUGUUCUCUAUGACACGGCGGGCGCUGGAGCGCCACUGCACGGUGACGAGCGACAGCUUUCUACACAGCGAGCGCACCAGACUGACCAGCCCCAUCCUGAGUACUCCCUCCACCGACUCUGUGUUCCAGCCCCAGGUCCCACCUCAGGAGCUCUCUCUGCCCCACUACGGCUCCAACUCCAGCUGUCCAAAGGCAGCCUCUCAAAUGUCCUUCACCCUCCUCUUCUCUCCAGCCAACGGCACUCUGACAGUCCAUAUCCUCAGCCUGUCGGGUGUUUCUCAAGGUGGAAUGGGUAGGGUUUCAGUGCAUGCCAGCCUGCCCCCUCUUUGCCCCGCCCCUCUACAGGUAUUAAUCCGGCAACCCAGCCUCAGCCCUGACUUCCAGAGCCAGAGCUUUGUUCUGCAGGUGGGUUCGGUGGAGGAGCUUCGCAGGUGCACACUGCAUAUGGCUGUCUUCAUCCAGGACCUUUCAGGCCUGAGGGAAGUGCCGCAGGGGGAGCUGGAGCUGCUGUGUGGGGAAGUAGACUGGGAACUUGACCACACCAUCACCUGUACCAAGGAGCUCAGCCCAGCCAAGUACAGACUUAAAAAGGCCUGGAGUUCUCUUGAUGCAACAAGUCAAAGAGGUUUGGCCAGCACUCCCAGGGUUUCAGGUCAACUCUUUAUCCUGUUGCAGUACCAGGCACUGGCGCAUCGCAUUAAGGUCAUGGUCCACAAGGCUGAGAACCUGACCAAGCUGACCCGAAUGCCGGGGGCACCAGAUCACUACGUCAUAAUCAACCUCCGUCAUGAGGGCACAGUGAUUACCACAAAUGAGACCAAAGGAGCUGGUGGAUGCAAUGCAGUGUGGAACACCCCCUUCCUGUUUGACCUACCACCUGGGGAUGUCAGUCAGCUGUCUAUUGUCCUGGAGUUCAUUGUCAUGCAGGGGAGGGUCUAUUCAAAGAGAAGCAUGUUAGGCCGUGUCCUCAUUGGUAGGGAGGCCCCAGAGGUGGGUCAGGCCCACUGGAGGGACAUGUGCAGCCAGGAGCAAGUAGAAACAGCACGCUGGCACACCAUCCAGCCAUAA